GCAGACUGCUGGAUAUCUGCUGGAAACCACAGCUUCAGCUCCACGAUAUAGCCCUCCCUCAUCACUAUCUGAGUGAAGAAGAUCUAUGUAACCAGCAGAGGAACACCAGUGUGGUACACGAGGAUGCAGAACCUCCACAGAUGAAAGAGGAACCAGAACUUCCAGAGAUUAAAAAAGAAUGUGAAGAAACAGAACCACCAGAGAUUAAAGAGGAACAAGAAGAACCAGAACCUCCACAGUUUGAAAUAGAACAAGAAGAACCAGAACCACCGGAGAUUAAAGAGGAAUGUGAGGAACCAGAACCCCCAGAGAUUAAAGAGGAAUGUGAGGAACCAGAACCCCCAGAGAUUAAAGAGGAAUGUGAGGAACCAGAACCCCCAGAGAUUAAAGAUGAACAAGGAGAGCCAGAACCUCCACAGAUUAAAGAAGAACAUGAAGGUCUUUGCAUCAUUCAGGAUCUGAAGCAGGAGACUGAAACCUUGAUGGAGAUUCUAACUUAUAAAGAAGUCCUCCCCCAUCACUGGGUGAUUGAAGAGGAGGAUCUCUGCAACCAGCAGAGGAACUUAAGUGUGGAACAGGAGGAUCAACGGAUUAAAGAGGAAGUGCAGGGACUAGAACCUCCACAUGUUAAAGAGGAAGAAAAGGAACUCUGCGUCAGUCAAGAUAAAGAGGAGUUUGAUCUGAAGCAGGAAACACCUAGUUAUGAGGAAAAUUAUCACAGUGAAGCAGAUGUCAACAAUCAGCAGAGUUUUAAUCUAACUGGUAGUCCGGAUGAUGAAGGAAUCCAGCAUAAAGAAUCAACAUCCUCUACACCUCAAGAGACAGACCAACAAAACAGGAAGGAAAGAGACAAAAGUCAUGUCCACAAUGCGGUCAGCUCUCAAGUUUCAAAAAGUCUGUGUAACUCUGAUGUUGGUAAAAAAUCAAAGACGAAAACUUUGGUUAAGAAACACAAACAAUCUCCAAAAGAAAGGAAAAAUUCUGUUUUGAAGUCUAGGGAAAGCUCAAGAAAAGUUAGUUCUCGUGUUGACAAAGUCGUUACUGAGUCUGUUGAAAGACCUUAUAUCUGUAAGGAAUGCGAUAAACGUUUUAGUCAAUUACCUAUUUUAAAAAAACACUUGAGAAAUCAUGCAAAAGAUAAGUCUUUCUCUUGUAAGAGAUGUGACAAAAGUUUUAAGCAUUUAUUUGAUUUCAACAGACACAUGAGAACUCACACAGGAGAGAAGCCUUUUAUUUGUAAAGAAUGUAAUACAGGUUUUAUUCAAAUGUCUGAUCUCAAGAGACACAUGAGACAUCACACAGGCGAGAAACCUUUUCCUUGUAAGGAAUGUCAAAAAAGUUUUUUCCAACCAUCUGAUCUCCAAAGACACAUGAGAAUUCACACAGGAGAGAAGCCUUAUUGUUGUAAAAAAUGUGACAGACGUUUUAGUCACAUAUCUCAUAUCAAAGCACACGAGAAAACUCAUUCAGGAGAGAAACCAUUCGCUUGUAAAGAAUGUGACAAAACAUUUUGUCUUCCUUCCUAUCUCAAGAGACACAUGAGAUCCCAUACAGGAGAGAGGCCUUUUUCUUGUAAACAAUGCGACAAACGUUUUAGUCGUUUAUGUCAUGUCACAAGACACAUGAGAACUCACAGGUGAGUGAAGUCUUUGAGUGAAGUCUUUAUCUUUGUAAGGGUUUAGGAAAACUUACAGCAGAGAAGUUGUGCGGCAAAAGACAUUAUGAGUUUGUAUAUAAUGGGAGAAAGAUGCAUUUUUUCUUUCAUGAUCAAAAAACUAGAGUUUUAUACAAAACUGUUGCAUUAGGAUUUAAACAUUUUAAGCAAAGCUAAGUGGGUAAUUGGGAGAAUUCUCUCUAAGGGUCAAGGAAAAUAAUCACUGUUGAACAUGAAUUAAUCUUUGCAGCAGUGUUUUCUCUGAAUCCGCCUGAGCUUUAAAGAAAUGGCACGGUCAGUUUGGAACUACAACUUGACACAGACACCCCUUUUCAUUUCUCACAGUUGGUUGAGUCCACCGCACGGAGUCUCUACCAAAAAGUCAAAACCGGGCGGAGACGAUACUUUUUUAUGAAUCCAACGGGGGGGGGGAGAAAAGCAAGCCAGAUGGAUGUUUGGCAAAUAAAAAUGGGUAGGAAAAACUACUGGCUUAGAUGCAGACAGUACGGGCGGCUGCCUGGGGCAGCAAUUCAAAGGGGGCACCAGCUCAGCACUUCAUGAUGUCAGCACUUCAUGGUGGGAAAAAAAUAUAUAUGCCCCUACUGGUUUUCUAUUAUCUGUGAUGUCAUGGUGUUUGUUACUGUCUAAAACCAUUGAAUUGGGGACUGAGCGCCCCAGUCAGCUGAGAAGGCGCCGGAAAGAUGUGUAAAGAAAAAGGGGGCAGGUGAAGGGAAUCAGUUCAACUACGGGUCUCUCCCAAAUUAUGAGGGUGGGGCGGAAUCAACUUCAUACAUUUUAUUUUAGUUAGUCACAUUCUAUAGCCCACGUUUCCAUACAGGUACUGUAUAUACGACUCAUGCAUUUUUUGUUAAUGUUUGUGUGAAAUGGCUACAUAAAAUUAGGGAACUCAAAACAAUGAGGUCACCAAAGAUGGCACUUUUGGUGAGGAACCUUAUAAAUGCCAGAAAAAUGUACAGAAAAAGGUCAAAGCCAUCUGGUCCUUAAUUAAAGAAAAUGAAGAAAAGGGUAUGUCCUCAUUGUGAGAUAUGCACGUUUUUCAGUGUUAUCUGCAAAAAUGAUUUUUCAUUAUUAUAAUUUUUUGGGGGCAGUGACGAUAAUUGAAGUGGACUUACUGUAAUUGUUGCAACUGAAGUCAUUGUUUAUUUUUAAGCUUGUAUUCUAAAACUUUCACUAUACCUUACUUGCAUUGCCAGCUGUAUGUAAUGUCAGUGAAAAAGCCCUAGCAAAUGUCAUAAUUCAUGUGUCUGCUGUAACACUAAGGUUUUAUUUAAUUUACUGUUCACUCUCAGGACAGGUACUGAGGUGGUACAGAAAGCUCAGGUGAACCAGGCAUGGAACUAGAAAGCAGAACCUGCUGUUCUUGUAGAAACUGUUAUGUGUUCAUCAAAUAUUAACGUCUUUGGAAAUGCCUACCUAGUUAAUGGGCUGACAUACACAUUCUCUUUGAGCCUUUUGUUCUCCCAAAGUUUCAUGUCAGAGAACCGUCUCCAUUCUGAAGUUCAUUAAAAACGGGUCAUGGAGCACUUGAAUGCCUUUAUGCUCAUGUCAACAGAAAAAUUAUUUCAUUUGUCCACCGAUUGUGACAAUAAGGUUGCAUAAAUUAGUUCUCUUAUUAGGUGGUGACUUAAGAAAAAUAUUUAUGGUAUACCAAAUGUCUUUACUAUAAACAUUGUUUGUCAUAAUUUGUUAUUAUGUUUUUUUUUUUCUUUACCUCCGAACUGUAAUAAAACAUUUACAUUAUAUUGUAAUUUCUUGCCAUUUUUUUAUGUAGCAAAAAGUGGAUCAGUCUUGGCUAUUAAACUCUGUCUGAAGUCUGACGUGUUCUGAAAACAUCCUUUUAUCGUUUUCAAAGACAGUUUUUUCUGUUUUAAUCAUAUACAAGUCACAAAUAUUAUAAUGUUUAAAAAAUAAUUGAUACAUUUCACACUGCAUGUUAUGAUUCUAUUCAUUGUGUUUCAUUUUAUGAACUGAUUGACCAAAAUGUUAAUUUUUUUCAUAAAAUACAUUUGAUGUACCUGUAAAUAGAAUUGUUUUAAUUUAUUAAAUUGUGAACAACUUCAUUGGGAUAUACUUUAAGCGGAUGCACUGUGUAUGUUGUCUAGUUAUGUGAUUUUAUGAUAAUAUGAGAAAUAUUUUCUCUACAUCUUUAAUUCUAACUCUUUUAUGUCCUUUGUGAAAAUAUUUUAAAAAUGAAUAAUGCUGCAGUUUAUAGUUUCUUUGGUCAUGUGAGGAGCGAAUUUCUUUGUGAUUAAAUUAUUUUUCUAAAAUGUGUUGAAGAAGAUAAAGAAACAUACUGGUAUUUCUGUCUGGUUUUCAUGCGAUUUGUGUUUUGUAUCAGAGAUUAGAAGUGUUUCUCUGUUCUUUUUAGUCGUCAGUGUUCUGUUCCAAUCUUUCCUGUGAAGAAUAAAGUGGACGUGAACAUCA
Molecule: messenger RNA, 4099 nt
Organism: Oryzias melastigma (Indian medaka)
Lineage: Eukaryota; Metazoa; Chordata; Actinopteri; Beloniformes; Adrianichthyidae
Product: zinc finger protein 184
Exons: 3
Coding region: 141-1640 (499 amino acids)
Biological process (GO): regulation of transcription by RNA polymerase II
Molecular function (GO): DNA-binding transcription factor activity, RNA polymerase II-specific; RNA polymerase II cis-regulatory region sequence-specific DNA binding
Source: RefSeq, a predicted model, not a curated record